Bubalus bubalis (water buffalo) is the source of this 5268-nucleotide messenger RNA. It is a transcript of the gene SUSD6, whose product is annotated as sushi domain containing 6. NCBI's taxonomy places the organism in Eukaryota, Metazoa, Chordata, Mammalia, Artiodactyla, Bovidae. The record is from RefSeq and is a predicted model, not a curated record. The transcript has 6 exons. The coding region runs from base 547 to 1446 and encodes 299 amino acids.
CUUUAAGUCUUUGAGCCAGAGUGGAUGGUCAGGCUAGUCAACAGUUAUGCCUUGUUCUCCCCUCAGUGUUUGUCACAUAAAGCCAACAGAUGCGGCCUCUGGGGGUGCAGGUGUGUUGGGUGAGCCUUGAGUAAUUAGUCCAUUUUUGAGAUUGGUGGUGGGAGCCAGGUCCCCAGGGGCUCCUGCAGCCUCUGGUGGUUGAGCAGGCCCAGCCAGGGGCUCUUGGCGCCGGCUGUGGCGUUCCUUCUCUAGGUGGUGGUUUCUCCCUCUUAGACACGUGUUCUCUCUAUUUUUUCCGGUUAGUUGAACUUGCUCUGAGUCCAGUGGCAAAGGCAGAGGCAAACUCGGUGCAACACUCUCCACGUGAACAACCAUCUCUUUCCUUCUCUCUGCUGGAGCCCCCAGGGCAGGCAGGCAGCAGGGCACUUUCUGAAAGCUUUACCCAGCUUGACGGAACCCCAGGUGAAUCCACCUGAGGCUGACUUCAGAGUUGUUCCUUCUGGCUUUUACAUUUUUCCUUUUAAAAAUAACUUGGAAGGAUAAAAGAUGUGCCAUGGCAGGAUAGCACCAAAGAGCACCUCAGCGUUUGCCGUGGCCUCCGUGGGACAUGGAAUAUUCCUUCCCCUGGUGAUUCUUAGCACCCUCCUUGGAGACGGACUUGCCUCAGUGUGUUCCCUGCCACCGGAGCCAGAGAAUGGUGGCUACAUCUGCCACCCCCGGCCCUGCAGAGACCCCCUGAACUCCGGCAGCGUCAUUGAGUACCUGUGUGCCGAAGGCUACAUGUUGAAGGGUGACUACAAAUACCUGACGUGUAAGAAUGGCGAGUGGAAACCAGCCAUGGAGAUCAGCUGCCGUCUCAACGAGGAUAAAGACACCCACACGUCGCUCGGGGUCCCCACGCUGUCCAUUGUGGCUUCCACUGCCAGCUCCGUGGCGCUCAUUCUCCUCCUCGUGGUGCUGUUUGUGCUGCUGCAGCCAAAGCUGAAGUCUUUCCAUCACAGCCGGCGUGACCAGGGAGUGUCCGGGGACCAGGUCUCCAUCAUGGUGGAUGGAGUCCAGGUUGCGCUCCCGUCGUACGAGGAGGCUGUAUACGGCAGUUCCGGUCACUGCGUGCCGCCAGCAGACCCCAGAGUGCAGAUUGUGCUGUCAGAAGGGUCUGGGCCCAGCGGGAGGAGCGGGCCGAGGGAGCCGCACCCGCAGGACCAGGGGUCCUGUUCUGCAGGCAUCGAGGAAGAGGCCCCGGGCCAGUCUGGACUGUGUGAAGCCUGGGGCUCUCGGGGCUCAGAGACUGUGAUGGUGCACCAGGCAACCACCUCUUCCUGGGUGGCCGGCUCAGGGAACAGCCGAGCGGCACACAAAGAAGCCCCGGAUUCAGAGAACAGUGACAUACAGAGCCUCGCAUCAGAGGACUACACAGACGACAUCCCACUGUUGAAAGAAGCAUGAGGGCUGCCACGGGCUUCUCUCCUCUCUGCCCUUCCUCCUCUCCCUGUGGGUUUAAGCACCACGUCCUCCAGCCGCCCUGCCCGGGGACCUGAGCUGCCCACCUGUGUGUCUGUAUCUCCGCACCUCUGAGGGCACGCAGGCCCACUUCGCUGGAAACUCCAGGAAGAGUCUCGCCAUCUGCCUGCUGGACGGCUGGAGGAGCUGGCUCCCUGCGCGCCCCAGCUUUUCCACCUGUGUCGGGGACGUUAUCUGAACGUGCUGGGUUGACCCCUUCCCUCCCCGGAGCCGUCCGGUCCCCUCCAGCCAGCUCUUGGGUGGCAGCCCCCCGGCUCCCGUGGCCCGAGCACGCCGUGUUUACUUGUGCCUUCCUCCCACCCCGUCCGGUUUCCCUGUCACGCGGGCUGGUUGCUGUCCUACAAGCCUUCAUGGCUGCGCUGCUGCCCCCCAGGGGGGCCAGGCCUGGAUCUGGCCCAUUUGCUUUGGAGGCUGGCACCACUGCCCUUGGCAGGAGCAGAUCCCAAAGUGGCUUCAGGAGGGGCCAGAGUGUGGGGCCCUGGGCCUGCCAUUGGCUGACAGUGGCGGCGUGCUGCCUCGACUGAGGACGGAGGCUGUGAAAAGUCACCCCGCAGCCAUCCUCACUCCCAGCUGUCUAGCUCAGAGGUGGCAGCUCCUGGCCCUGGUGAGUUUCUGAGAAGUGUCCAGAAGAUCCCAAGGGAGGGGAGGAAGGUGGCUGUUAAUGAUUUGUCUUCCUAAUAUGCAAGUCCUCACUUCCUACUUCAGCAUCUGGCCUUCCUGGCCUUGGUUUUUUUUUCUCUUUCCCUGGAGCCUGAGGGGAAGGUGCCUGCUGCCUCCUGGGUGUGACACCACGUGGCUCUGGCUUCCUUGCCGGCCAGGGCCGGCGGCGUCCCCCAUGGGAUGUGAGAGUUCUGAGAUGCCGUGGGAUGCCCCACUGGUCACUGGCAGUUGGGGGCCAGUGGCCUUGUCGUGGGUUCGUGGUGAUGGAAGGGGGCCUGCGGGGCACCGACCGAGCCCCCAGAUGGCUGCAGGCAGCUCCAGCCUGGUCCUGAGGGUCCUCGUCACCGCAGUCACGUGCCUUAGUAACUGUGCCCGGGAAGCAUGCUGCCGCUUGCUCGCUGCUGCUUCUCCUCCUCCUCCCGCCCUCCCCUGCUGCCUUCCACUCGUCACAGCUGACACACGACCCCCCUGGAGACAUCAGCACACACCCCGACCCGCCGCGUGCGCUUGCUGGUGGGGACGGUUUGGGAGCAGACUGGCUCCAGGGCCCUGGUGUGGAAGGAGUGGCCAGGGCCCUCGCUGGGGCCGCUCCCUCGGCAGGCUGCUGCCUCUAUAUGAGAUGUGGCAUUAGGGAGUGCUUGUUGUUGAUUUUGUUCCUGAAGCGCUGCCCCUCUGCUCCCCCCUGAGCCUGAAAAUACUCAAGCCCAGGGCGUUUUCAGUUCCUGACCUAACAGGGUAGCUCCGGUGGCCUUCUCUCAGCCUUCCGCCCCCUUGCUCAACACUCGCACUUUAUUCCCACUCAUCCUGGCCUCUCUCACUCUUGUAGUCUUCCUUCCUCUCAGGUAAGGGCAGUGCCUGCCAAGCGUUUCUCUCUCUCUCCUUCCCACCUGGCGCCCACAGCCCUGGCCCGCAAGGAGGAGGUGCCUGAGGGAAAGUGCAGAACGGAGUAGGCCUGCCCUUGGCCUCCAAAGAGGCCGUGUCCAGAGAUGCGCCUGCCGGCUGUGGCUGACCCGGGGCCCAUCUGGAGGGCAGGGUCCCCACGACCCCAGUCACUUCAGCCCGCACAGGUUCUGCUCCACCCGUGGUACCCUUGUCUUCCUCCAGAAGGGAGCAAGGCCCUGUAGGGGGAUGGGCUGGGGGGCCUCCAGAGUCUCACUGCUGAGCCUGCAGCUUUCGUUUCCCCAUCUUCCAGCACCUGAACUCGCGUCUAGAAUAUUUUUUUAAACGGGGCUCUUACCCUUUUUUUAUAUAAGUACUCUGGGGGUUUUCCCCAUGAGAUUGCACUUUUUGUUUGCGGUUUAUCCAGCCACAGAGAUGAUCCGCCUGCCGCUUGAAAAAAAUGAAAAAGCCUGCCUUCUGAACUCUUCUUUCACCUUGCCCGCCCACCCUGGGGGGAUCACAAGCCCAGACUUGCCACCUGGGAGGGAGGAGAGAAAAGUUGGGAGGCUCCCCUUCCCUGCUCCCCUGUCCCUGGCUUUGAUGAAGCCUGCCUCCUGGAGGCCCCUGGCAUGUGGGUACCGGGCCAGCCUCACCUCCCUGCUUACCCGCCGUGAUGGCUUCCCGCAGUUAGUUCUCGUCUCCCACAUCAGCCAUGAACUGCUGUUUCUAGAGCUUCUGGCCCUUGUUUCUUGUGAAGGAUCAGGGCCUCCACGGUGGCCUUGGGGUGGGGGCUGGCUGAGAGACAAGGUGGUGUUGGGGGCCACCAGAGGGGCCUGGAGCAGUGGGGAAAGCUGCCCUGGUCUGGCUUCCCCGGGCUCACCUCUAGGGGAACCCAGCAGAGAGAGGACUUGUACAGGAGAACAGUCGGCACCAAAGGACUUUUAAGAAGCGUUUUUUUCUUCUAUUUGCGUACACGGGCUGACUCAAUGCAGGUUUUAUAUCUUGGCAACUUGCAGUCACAUUCCAGUGACUUUCAAGGGCCAGUAUAUGGUGAAAAAUCACUUAAAUUUUCUAACAUUUUCAAUGCCUUAGUUCAGCAGGUAGGCUCUAUCUUUUGCCAUUUUUGAGUUUUGUGUGCUGUGUUCCCAUUUCACUGGGUGUGAACUGUGAAAUGGGCCAAGUCCUGGCCACUUUGUGAGUUCUUUUGGUUUUAUAAGGCAUUUCAACGUACAUCCUCCCAACACUCCAUUUGCAAACAGAACUUAACUCCUGUCUCAUCCCCAUUCUUCCUGCCUGCCGCCUCCUCCCCUCCCCCAGCCGUGAAGCUUCGUGGAGAAGCUGAUGGCCAGACAAAGGUAUACUUUUCCUGCUACGUCAGUGGUGGCACAGGAACCCUAGCACUUGACCUUUCCCCUCCCCACCCCUAUGGAGCUCAAACCACUCGCUUCCCAUAUAACUGUCACUUCCAUUCCCAGGGAGCAUCGCUACAUAGAGAAUGGAAAAUGCUGCAGACAUUUCUAGAUCCUUGCCUGUUUGUUUGUUAUUUCCCCCCCUCUCCUUGAAAAUAUAGGGCCCAGAAGGGAAAGGACACAGGCUUGACAGCUUCAUUCCAGAUGUGCUUGCUGAGGACAGAGUCCAGGAGCUUCCCUGAAGCCUGCCGGGGCUCCUGGCCUUCAGCACAAGGCCUGUUGUUACUGGAGUCCGGUGAGGGGCUCGGAGAGGAUUUUGUGUGGCAGGUUUGUAGACCAAGUGGUAGAGUAGCUAGUUCCCCAGAGAGGGAAGGGCAGGCUCAGCUUUCCUGGGAAGCAACUCCUCUUAACCGCCAGUUGAAAAUCGAGUAGAAUUUCGAACGAGAACCCCAAGGUUGAGUCCUGUGUUAGGAGCUGGGGGAUGUGCCUGGGCAAAACGCUUGGACCAUCAUGCAGGGAGAAGAGAGGGUUGAGGGUGGCCUGGCGGCUCAUCACGCCACCAUGGAGCCUCAGCAACGGUUUCACAUGACACGCGCAUCACUGACUGUGCAGGAUGUCACCCAAUCAGUUUGGGUUUGCUUUAUUUUAUUUUAUAUAUAUAUUUUUUGGUAUCCUGUACAUUGCAGUGGGUGUGAAGAUAGUAUUUUAAUAUUUGUACAAAGUUUAAUUUAAUUUUAAUUGUUCUCUGUAUAUAACUGCAUUUCUAAAUAAUAAUAAUAAAAAAAAAAGUUCUUUUGAA